Molecule: messenger RNA, 1437 nt
Organism: Sesamum indicum (sesame)
Lineage: Eukaryota; Viridiplantae; Streptophyta; Magnoliopsida; Lamiales; Pedaliaceae
Source: RefSeq, a predicted model, not a curated record
AUGAUGUUCAGCAAUAAAGCUGAAUUUAAGAAGGCACUGCAGUCUUAUGCAAUUAAGACCAAGAGAACACUAAAAUUCAUUAAAAAUGACAAAGUGAGGGUAUAUGCAAACUGUGGAAAUCCUGACUGUGAAUGGACAAUGCAUGCAAGUAAGGUAAAGGGUGAAGAAACUUUCCAGAUAAACCUCUUGAGGGACCAUCAUUCAUGUCCUAAAAUUUUUGAAGUAAAAAAUGUGAAGACAAAUUGGAUAAAAGAUAAGUACUUGCAAAAGUUUAAGUCUGAUCUGAAGAGAUGUGUGAAAGGAUUUAGAGUGGACAUAAUAAAUGAGUUGAGGAUGAAUGUGUCUAGGCAUCAGGCUUAUAGAACCAAAAAAGUAGCAUUAAAGGAACUUGAAGGCAGUCCUCAAUGGCAGUAUAGCAAACUUUGGGACUAUUUAGAUGAGAUAAGAAAGACUAAUCCUAUGUCUACUAUGAUUGUGGGAAUUGAACAGAUAGAUGGGGAGGAAAGAUUUAGUAGAUUUUAUGUGUGUUUUGGGGCAUUGAAGACUAGGUUUAAAGCUGGAUGUAGGCCUAUAAUUCGGGUUGAUGGAUGUCACUUGAAGGGGCCUAAUGGGGGUAUUCUUCUCACUACAAUAGGUGUUGAUCCAAACAAUUGUUUAUACCCUAUUGCAUAUGCGGUUGUGAAUAAAGAAUGCAGAGAGACAUGGGAGUGGUUUCUAAUUGUUUUGAAGAAUGAUCUUAAUAUAACUAGGGAAUAUGAAUAUACAUUCAUGUCUGAUAAACAAAAAGGCUUAAUGCAAGCAUUUGAAGAAGUUUUCCCGAGGUGUGAUCACAGAUUUUGUGUGAGGCAUUUGCACAAUAACUUUAAACAAGCUGGAUUUAGGGGUUUAGCAUUCAAGAAUGCACUGUGGAAUGCUGUCAAGGCAUGUACUGUUGGUGAGUGGAAAAUGAGGAUGCAAGAAAUGAAAAUUUUGUCACAGCAAGCUUUUGACUGGUUUAAUGAUAAACCUGUUGUUCAGUGGACUAGGUCUCACUUCAUCAACAUUGUGUGGGUCUUGGGUCGAAGAGUUGUAGUUGUAGGAAGUGGCAACUGUCAGGAAACACAAGAUGCUACCAUUCUUCCACCUUUGCCUCUUGAAGAAGAUCCCAUGGAUGAACCAACUGUUGAUCCAUGUAUCACACAACAAGAGUCUCAAGUUGCAGCAGCUCCAGUAUACAAGAAAGGUCCAUCAGUGUAUCAACAAGUGCAACAAUCAAACCAGCACUUAACCUUACAACCUAUAGUCCAAAUUCGAGCACUUCCACCUAUGAUGGGCAGCCAAGGAUUACCAGUUUUUUCCAACACAUCAAGAGCACCACAAGGAAACCGUGCUACAAUAAUCAGAGAUGGAGGAGAAAAGUUCUUAGAUUUAAGCCAGAUUAGUCCAUUAGAUGAUUAG